AUGGCAGGUGUGGCACGCCGGGCACGUGUCUCAUUGACUUCAGAUCGUGGAAAGCCCAAACGUGAAAAAGCUGGGUCACCACGAAAAGUUAGACUCCAUCCACCAAGAGGACGCAAGAUCCAGUACUCCCCGAGUAUCGUACAGACAGAGAAAUCAAGUGUCACAGCCUCAUCAGCCUCAAGUCCAGUGGCCAGAAGUAGAAUUGUGGAUCGAACAGAUUUAGCCGACUCACUCCAGCUUCUCAAUUCGCUCUUCGUGCGCAACAAGAACCAACACCGCAAUCAACUCUGGUGGAAGCCAUUCUGCCUACUUCGAAAUGCCACCCGGAAAUUUGUGAGUCUCCAGACACGAGAGACUGAGCUUCAGAAUCCAGCUCCAGUUAAUGCAACUGCCCCAGUCUCAGCCGCAAAAGACUUUCGCCGCCGCUUUGAGCUUGAGGCACAAGUAAGGCGUGAGAGAGAGAUUGUGGGCGAAUGGAUCCGCGAAGUGCUUUGUCCACGGUGUUAUGUCGUGUUCUCGGGAGUUGUGGCGGACACGCAAUUUGCGAAUCUUGGUGUUGUGUUGAUGGGUGUGUUGAGCGAAAUCGCGGGCGUGGUCGGGCUUCCGCGAAGUCGGACAGCAGAGACAGACGAGCGAGAGAGUUUAAUGCAGCAUGCACAGGCUACGAAAAAGCAGGCGAGAACUCUUACGGCACACAGUCUACAUGUCACAGGACCAGACAGAGGAAAUCUGGUAGAACGGGUGUAUGACAGUGACGAUCUAGGUGAAGUUGUCGAGCGGCAGAAGGAUUCACCCCAGGGAAAGGGGUCUACAACAAGAGGACACACAGAUGAUGACACUUGGCUGCCACCAUUGUCUGCUGCGGCAGAAGCCGUGGUGGAUGAAGGUACGAGAUUGGGUACGGCAAUAGAUCAGUGGCCAAAGGAUGAUUCUCAGUCACAGGAUGACGAUGCCGAGAUGGUCGAGGAGUCUGCGGAUGGUUCAGCCGCUAGCAAACCCAAGAAUUCUGCACCGAAGAACAAAGGGACAGCCAGACCUGUUCUGCAAGACCAACUGACCAAAGCAUCGACCAGGUCCUCCCAGAGUACACCUACCGCAAGUCCUCCUCCGCUAUCGUCCAAACCUAACAACAAUGAUCCUACCAUUCUAUCUUCAACACCAAAGUCUCAACCAGCAGCCGUCAAGGCGAGCGCACCAACUCCCACGGUCAAGGCGAACGUGUUGAAGAAGCACAAGAGACCGAGCGAGCAGAACAGCCCCUACUUACCAGAAAAGAACGUGGGACAGUCAACUGAGAAGCGCAGCGACAGCAAGAGCAUGGGAAAGAAGAUCAAGAAGAAGAGAAACGCCAUUGACGACAUGUUCGCUGGAUUUGGAUGA
This is a messenger RNA of Exophiala bonariae, 1380 nucleotides long. RefSeq lists its product as uncharacterized. NCBI's taxonomy places the organism in Eukaryota, Fungi, Ascomycota, Eurotiomycetes, Chaetothyriales, Herpotrichiellaceae. Gene Ontology annotation, cellular component: ribonuclease MRP complex. The transcript has a single exon. The record is from RefSeq and is a predicted model, not a curated record. Gene Ontology annotation, molecular function: rRNA primary transcript binding. The coding region runs from base 1 to 1380 and encodes 459 amino acids. Gene Ontology annotation, biological process: nuclear-transcribed mRNA catabolic process, RNase MRP-dependent; maturation of 5.8S rRNA from tricistronic rRNA transcript (SSU-rRNA, 5.8S rRNA, LSU-rRNA).